This is a messenger RNA of Trichoplax adhaerens, 189 nucleotides long. RefSeq lists its product as hypothetical. The transcript has a single exon. NCBI's taxonomy places the organism in Eukaryota, Metazoa, Placozoa, Uniplacotomia, Trichoplacea, Trichoplacidae. Gene Ontology annotation, cellular component: cytoplasm; prefoldin complex. The record is from RefSeq and is a predicted model, not a curated record. The annotation marks the transcript as partial. Gene Ontology annotation, biological process: protein folding.
UAUAAAUUUGGUGAAGUAUUCGUAUCAUUACAAAGCAACGAAGCUCAAGAAUUUCUAGAAGAAAUGAAAUCGAAAAUCGGCGAUAAUAUCAAAAAUUUAACCGAAAAAAUGGAUCAGGCUAAGAAAUCUAUGGAAGCCUUAAAAGUAGCACUGUAUGCAAAAUUCGGAAAUAAUAUUAACCUUGAAUCG